AUGGAUAUUGGCGAGGCUCCUCGGGCUUGCGCUUCGUGCAAGAAGAAUAAGCGUGGCUGUGAUAAGGGUCUUCCACAGUGUAGCUUAUGUACUAGGCACAACCGUGUUUGCGAUUACUCAGAUAAUUCGCAAAUAAAUUACAGAGAUGAGCUCGAGGAUUUACGCAGUCGGGUGCAAGAACUUGAGCAGCGACUGACGCCGGUUACUCUGACACCAGCUGCAUCUUCCAUAAACGACCUACUCAAUCCUGAUAACUCGGCACAGCAUGUGCUUUAUCAUGACCUGUCAGCAGUAGCCUCUUAUAUUGACUCGGACACCAGCGCAACUUGCAAUAUCCCCAACCCUUCUAAUCAUGUUCCUGCUCCAGAGGACAUCUCUAGCGUGCUUAGUCUUUCGGACAUGGAAGAGAUCAAAUAUCGCUAUUUUGAUUCGGUACACACCUGGAUGCCAAUUGUGAGCAAAAUACGAUUGGACCGCAUCACUAACUACGACCAGGGCCAGGGCCAUUCAAAUCUUUACAAUGUGACCAAGAAACUGAGCCAAGAGCUCGAAUUCAACGGAAUCAUCACUGUCCGCGCAGUCCAGGCCGGCCUUCUUCUUUGUGUCUAUGAAGUAGGCCAUGGGAUAUUCCCAGCUGCAUUCCUCAACAUCAGCAGCUGCGCACGACAGGGUGUUGCCCUCGGCCUGCAUAACAAAUUGGCACCCCAGUUAGCUGGCACUCCCCGAAGUUGGGUCGAUUGGGAGGAAAGACAGCGGGUGUGGUGGAUGGUUGUCAUUCUUGAUAGGUACAUUGCGAUUGGCUCUGACCAUCGCCCGCUGUGUACUGAAGACCCAAAUAAAGAUACGCUACUCCCAGCGAGUGAUGAUGCUUGGGACAGCGGGGAGAUGAUGUGCCCGGAGCGUGUGCUACUCUCAUCAAACAGCGACACUCCAGUUAGUCCUUUCGCACGCCUAGCGCAGGCAUCUAACCUCCUCGGCCUUGUUGUCAAACACUGCAACGACACAUCCAUGGAGAUUGAAUAUGUGUUAGACAACUUUGAAAGGCUCACGCAGACACUAAUUGCGUUUCUGCAACUCUUGACUACAAGCCAAGACUUGUCGUCGAACCCAUUUACCACUGCAGCAGCAAUAUGCUUUAGUGCUUUGUUCAAGCUGGCGAACCAUCACUCCUGUGAUAUGCACAUCGAGCAAGACCUUGGUAUCGAAAUAGCCACUCGCGUCCGGGAGAUUAUGCAACGAAGUGUUCAAAUGUUGAAAGACACUUCCAAUCAAGUGGUAUUAUUCGUUCGAGAUGCCAGGCAAUCUCUUAAUCCACAAACUAUGGAGUUAGUGUCGCCAUUAGUCUUGAAUUGUAUCUAUAGCUCUACUGCAAAUCUCUCGUGGAUGGGCUUAGAGAAUGGCGCUCCACAGUAUGCCAUUGGAAAGGCUGUCUGCGAAGAAAUGCUACAAUCUUUAGGUGCUCGAUGGAAAGUGGCCAAUGCCUACUUGGAACUACAACGGGUUGCAGACCGUGAUCAAGAGGAGCAUGCGUAG
Molecule: messenger RNA, 1533 nt
Organism: Penicillium longicatenatum
Lineage: Eukaryota; Fungi; Ascomycota; Eurotiomycetes; Eurotiales; Aspergillaceae
Exons: 7
Coding region: 1-1533 (510 amino acids)
Biological process (GO): regulation of DNA-templated transcription; DNA-templated transcription
Cellular component (GO): nucleus
Molecular function (GO): DNA-binding transcription factor activity, RNA polymerase II-specific; zinc ion binding; DNA binding
Source: RefSeq, a predicted model, not a curated record